CCUCCUCUCUCUUGCGCGAGACAGAACCAGCCAUGUCGCAUCAUCCUCCGACUUCGCGAGCGAAGGCCCAGCCUGCCGGCAACGAGGAGGCCACCAACGUCCUCUACCUCGGAGAGUUCCAGGACGUCGACACCUUGACGCUGUCCGAGGCCGCCUUGGUCAUCAACGCCCUAGUAGCGAAGCGCCGCAAUGAUCGAAAGAACGUCAACGAGACUGAGAUGUUGACGAAAACCAUGGACUACCUAGACACGUUUGCGCGCUACAAGAAGAAGGAGAACGUCGAGGCUGUCGAGCGCCUGCUGAGCAGCCGCAAAGAGUUCCACAAGUUUGAGCGCGCGCAGCUCGGGUCUCUCUGCUGCGAGACGGCCGAGGAGGCCAAGUAUCUCAUCCCUUCCCUCAACGACAAGAUCAGCGACGAAGACCUGCAGGAGCUUCUCAACGAGAUGUACAAGCUUAUGCCGCGGUGAUCCCCUCACCACUCGGACGCGCACUCUCGCGCGCACACACACGAUCUACCGCCUACCUAUAAUGCGCGAUGCCCACGAUGAUAAUACCAUGCCCCGGAUAGAGAGAGGGGGGAGCGAGAGCGACGAAGGAGAGGGGCCGGAACACAGAGUGAAUUUCUGACAGGGGGCGUUUUUUUUUUAGACCGCUUGCUUAAUCGGUCAAUCAACUCAUCAUCCAGGGACCAGGGACAUUUGCAUUUGCAGUAGCAGACGGCGUAGGAUAGGAAGACAAAAGACAAAAAAACAGCAACUGGUUGACAUUCAGGGCCUUUUCGAUUUGUUUUCCGGCAGUCUUGUUUUAUACCCACCCCCUCCAGCGCAACUUCAGAUUGGCAAAUAGAGGCAUGAAGCGAAAGUUGUUUUUGGCCUUUUUGUUUUAGCAUCAGAUUCGGUUUCCCUCUCUUCCUCGCAUUCCAAGGGGGAUACAAUGUAUACUCUUCUAUGAAAGGAGAUAGUCUGAAUACCCUCUAAUAACUACGAAGCUAUAUACUCGCCGACCGUUCCUAGGCACAACUUCUCUCUUGGCUCGUGGUGCGGCUAAGCUGGUUCCCCUUCGAGACACACCAGAAAGUCGAUGUGAAGCUCCCGACACUAGGCUGGAAAGAAAUUCCUUACGAUAAAUACCAUGUAAUUAUACCACGUACG
Molecule: messenger RNA, 1151 nt
Organism: Durotheca rogersii
Lineage: Eukaryota; Fungi; Ascomycota; Sordariomycetes; Xylariales; Xylariaceae
Product: RNA polymerase Rpb4
Exons: 3
Coding region: 33-467 (144 amino acids)
Biological process (GO): nuclear-transcribed mRNA catabolic process, deadenylation-dependent decay; transcription initiation at RNA polymerase II promoter; mRNA export from nucleus in response to heat stress
Cellular component (GO): P-body; RNA polymerase II, core complex
Molecular function (GO): nucleotide binding; translation initiation factor binding
Source: RefSeq, a predicted model, not a curated record